UUGAAGCUCAGGAUGAUCUUGUCCAAUGCCACAGCCGUGACGCCCUUCCUGACCAAGCUGUGGCAGGAGACAGUUCAGCAGGGCAGCAACGUGUCUGGCCUGGCCCGCAGGUCUUCCCGCGAUGACAGUGAGCUGGCGGCACUCUACAUCCUCAUGGUGCUUGGCUUCUUUGGCUUCUUCACCCUGGGCAUCAUGCUCAGUUACAUCCGCUCGAAGAAACUGGAGCACUCGCACGACCCAUUCAACGUGUACAUUGAGUCAGACGCCUGGCAGGAGAAGGACAAGGCGUACGUCCGGGCCCGGGUGCUAGAGAGCUACAGAGCAUGUUAUGUCUUUGAAAACCAGUUGGCUGUAGAGCAACCCAGCACACACCUUCCCGAGGUGAAGCCUUCAACAUGA
Molecule: messenger RNA, 399 nt
Organism: Propithecus coquereli (Coquerel's sifaka)
Lineage: Eukaryota; Metazoa; Chordata; Mammalia; Primates; Indriidae
Gene: KCNE1
Product: potassium channel, voltage gated subfamily E regulatory beta subunit 1
Exons: 1
Coding region: 13-399 (128 amino acids)
Biological process (GO): membrane repolarization during action potential; potassium ion export across plasma membrane; negative regulation of delayed rectifier potassium channel activity
Cellular component (GO): membrane
Molecular function (GO): voltage-gated potassium channel activity involved in ventricular cardiac muscle cell action potential repolarization; transmembrane transporter binding; delayed rectifier potassium channel activity
Source: RefSeq, a predicted model, not a curated record